Molecule: messenger RNA, 540 nt
Organism: Emericellopsis cladophorae
Lineage: Eukaryota; Fungi; Ascomycota; Sordariomycetes; Hypocreales; Bionectriaceae
Exons: 3
Coding region: 1-540 (179 amino acids)
Source: RefSeq, a predicted model, not a curated record
AUGGAAGAGGGCAACCCGGUCGGCGUGCGGGGAGGUCACUGCGCCAUACCAUCUCGCGGGCCGCGGGCCGUUUUGGGCCCAGACCAAGGUGCGGGGGCGGACCAAGGGCAUGCGCACCUUUUGUGCCCGCUGCCUGGGCGCGAGACGUGGCGGGAGAAGACGCGCCGGGCGUGCGACCACUGCAACGAGGAGCUCGCGACGCAGCGCAAGGGCAAGAAUGUCUUUGUCCGAAAGAACCCGCCUCUGAGGGCACACGAGACUGACAAAUCUGGGCAACUCACAUUGGCAAGCAAGCCACUCCUCGCCUUCGCCUCCUGGAGCGCCCCCCGCAUCGACGUCCUUGGCCCCGCCCCGGACGGCGCCUCCCUCUGGCACAAAUUCUACACCGGCUGGGACUGGCAGCCCGCAGAGGGUCUCCAGCGCGUGCCCGCCGCCGACGUGACCUGCCCCUUGAGUACUUCGUGGGGCGAGGACCACCUCGACGUCGUCAGUGUCUCAGAGUCCGAGUCUAUCUAUCAUAAGUACUGGCAGGAAGGCUAG